UUUAAAUAUCCAAAUAUUUUUCAACCAAAUAGAUUAAAUUUGAUUAAAAACAAAGGAUUUGAAAAUUAUGAUAGGACACAUUUAACUUUUGUUUCACAGAAUAAAAUGACAGUCCUGGGCGGGCGUUUUCACCCCAAACAUUUAUAAAUGUUAGAUGAACGUCCAACUAAAACGUUUCAGAAAAAAAACGUUGUAUAAACAAAGGUUUUUUUGUGCUAAUAUGUUGAGAACAUUAUGCUAUUAAAGAUACGUUUGAACAAACGUUCUAUUAACGUUACCAAGAACGUCUGUUCAUAACUUUGAGACAACCUUUUCCAGAAGCUAAAGUUAGCUAAAGUUGCUUAGGCUAACCUAGGCUAUAUAAAUACGAUUGGUUGCUGUUCCUUUUUGCAUAAAUUAUCUGCAUCAAUAUGUGCACUUCACGCGUAGGCUGAUCCCCUCCAGGUUUCAUUAGCAAGACAACAUUUAAUCCUACAUUCGCAAACAUGUUUCCACUUUGUAGACACUUCAAACCCCUCUGAUUAAACCGCUCACUAAUUAUAAAGGCAGUCCCAGACAUGCAAACAUUAUGCAGUGGAAAUGACAUCCCAAAUGGGAUUAGUUGCUGUAAAUAAACGUGAUUAAGGUAGUUCAGACACCAGUUAUGUGCAGUUUCCCGGUGGUUCUGUACCGAAAGUGCCCAUCUGGAUGAUGAUGUUCGUCGCGUCAGCAGCAUCAGGCAGCAAAUCAGACGCUACAUCGAGCUCAACACACAACUCCUUUUCAGCAAGGCUCAUUUUUCCAGAUGUCCUGUGCAUCAGGACUGAAUGAGAGCGUUAACAUCAUACGAGGCACAUUUCGAUCGGACAAUGAGUCAGUGAAGUGUGCACUAGUGAACUGGAGACAUAUUGGCGAUGUUGGAGCUUCAGUUCGUGUAGAGAGAGCGCUUGAGGAGCUGUCAACUAGUGGAAUGCUUUUUUAAAGAGAAAUAAAGGCAAACCCCUGGAGAUACUCAGAUAAAGUUUGUGAUGGAUUUCAACGUGACCCGCACUGACAAUUCCAGUGAUGAGCUUAAUUCAUCUCAACAUUUAAAUGGAGACAUUGACGAACAGUAUCACAAUGUUCUCAUGCCUAGCGUUUAUGGCGUCAUCUGCUUCGUCGGCAUUAUAGGCAACUGCAUCGUCAUCUACACCAUCGUCAAAAAGACAAAGUUCAGGGCGCAACAGACGGUGCCUGACAUCUUCAUCUUCAGUCUUUCCAUUGCAGAUCUUCUGUUUCUCCUAGGCAUGCCGUUCCUCAUUCACCAGCUGGUGGGAAACGGUUCCUGGUGUUUCGGUGCCACCAUGUGCACCGUUAUCACAGCGCUGGACUCCAACAGCCAGAUUGUGAGCACCUACAUUUUAACAGUCAUGACUUUGGAUCGAUACUUGGCAACAGUUCAUCCCAUCCGCUUCAACCACAUUCGCACUCCAUGCGUGGCCGUGGCGGUCGUCGGCCUGGUGUGGAUCCUCUCGCUGCUGUCCAUCACGCCGGUGUGGAUGUACGCCGGCCUCAUGCCCCUGCGAGACGUCGUUGGAUGUGCUCUGCUCCUCCCCAAUCCGGCUACAGACACCUAUUGGUUUACUCUCUACCAGUUCGUGCUGGCGUUCGCUUUGCCUUUGGUGAUCAUUUGCGUGGUGUUUUUCAAGAUCCUCCAGAACAUGGCGGCCACGGUCGCCCCGCUUCCCCAGCACAGCCUUCGCGUGCGCACUAGAAAGGUCACUCGGAUGGCCGUCGCCAUAUGCCUGGCAUUCUUUAUUUGUUGGGCACCUCAUUACAUCUUGCAACUGGCACAUCUGAGCGUGCAGCGGCCCAGUUACGCCUUCCUCUACGCCUAUAACAUCGCCAUCAGCAUGGGCUACGCCAACAGUUGCAUUAACCCGCUUCUCUACAUCAUGCUCAGUGAGACCUUCAAAAGACAAUUCAUCGUAGCCAUCCGUCCAGUGCACAAAGACUUCCGGGCUGAUCCGGGAACGGCCGACGGGAGCGUCAGUCUACGUUUGGCCCCUGACGGAGCGCAGCAGUCCCAGUCCUCCCGGGAGCUGUUGCCGGUUACCGUGGCUGUCCAUUGAAACUAUUAUCUCACCAGGAAACCCCUGGGAAACUGCACCGAGUCACGCUGAAGACAUUUUUUUGUGUGUGUGUCUAUAAUGAGCAUGUAGCUGAAAAGAAGUCUUUAAAGUGUUUUGCAGAAUUGGAUCUGUGAUGUUGCACAUUUUCCUUGUCAUAUUCCUGUGCAGUGAAAGAGAUAUGAUAUACUGUAUAUACACAACUCAAUUAUAGCAACACUUUUACAUCACAGUGAUUUACUGCCUUGCAGUGGCUUUUACAAUCAUUUGUUUUCUGUAAAAUAGGGCUUUACAGGGUUGGUAUGAUAUGCAGUGGAGAUCAAAAUUAGAGAAUAACCGUCAAUUUCCUCAAUUUCAAGUUCAAUGCUUAGUCCUAUUUGAAGUUAUACUAACAGGAGUUGAAGGACCCUUUUUUUAAAACAUAUUUCAUAAGUUAAAUAUAUUCUGAUAUACACAACUUUUAUACUGGUUCACCCAAAAAUGAAAAUUCUGUCAUUAAUUACUCACCCUCAUGUCGUUCCAACAUGUAAGAUAAAUGAAGAUAUUUUUGAUUAAAUCUGAGAGCUUUCUGUCCCUCCAUUGGCAGCCUAUGCAACUACCACUUUCAAACCCCAGAAAGGUAGUAAAGACUAAUCCAUGGGACUUAUUUUUUGUCUUUGCAAAAAAAAAACAUAAUAUACCACUUUAUUUACAAAAUAUUAAUCUCCAACAUGCGUUCGAGAGCACCACAAUGAAUAACUUUUUUGGUCUGGUUCUCAAGGGAGCACCUGGUGAUGUUGCUUGGUAUUCACACUUUACGCGAUACACUUAUCCUAAAAGCUGUCCUCAUCACUUUCCUCCUGACUGCUCUCCUCACUAUCUUCUUUUCUCUCAAACAUUGUAGAUGAUGAUAAUAAUGAUUUUUUUUUUACUAACAUUAAUGACACAGACAACAGCAAGAAUAUUCGGCUGCUGUCACUUUAAAAAGGAAAGCACACAUCCGGACACAUAUUCUUCCUCAACUGUUCACUUAUGACAUAACAGAGAGAAUGCUUGCUGAGACAGGUAUUUUGACAUAAUUUUGUGUGUAUGUGUCCGUUUAAGCGCAAGUAAGCGGUGUUCGAGCGCUGUCUGACUCUCUCACUCUGCGCACAGAUAACAGUUUGCGAGUCCCGAUUUUCGCGUCGUCUUCCGCUUUUAAAAUCAUUUGAACGUGUUAAUUGGUGAGACAAAACAUGUCCAAAUGAUAUACUUUCACUAUAUGAUGGUUAAAUUUAGCAGUUAAUCCGCGAAUCACCGAACCGUUGGACCUUAUCCAUACGGAUCACGGAUUAACCGCGAUCCGUUGCACACUUAAUAAUUAAAGAACACACUUAUCAUCAUGAUUGCUAUCUGACCAGAGAUGGAGAAAAAUCCUACUCCAGUAAGUAAAUGUGUCCCUGUGAACCGGUCCUCAAAAAUGUUGGUACUCAAAAGCGCUUCCCUCCAUGUUUUCUGGUGCGCAUUGUUUAUUUUUUCACUGCGCAUACCGUACCACUUAUGUGCACCCCUGACAAUGACACAUGCGCGUUUAUGUUGAUGUGAGAGCAGAUGUUGUUGCGCGAACGUGCUUUGGAGAUUCAUAUUUUGUAAAUAAAGUGGUAAUUAUGUGUUUUUUCGUGCAAACAAAGCACUCGUGUCACUUCAUAAAAUUGAGUUUACACCAUUGGAGUAACAUGGGAGUACUUUAAUGAUGUCUUUACUACCUUUCUGGGGCUUG
This is a messenger RNA of Megalobrama amblycephala (Wuchang bream), 3825 nucleotides long. RefSeq names its product melanin-concentrating hormone receptor 1b (gene mchr1b). Gene Ontology annotation, biological process: neuropeptide signaling pathway. Gene Ontology annotation, molecular function: melanin-concentrating hormone receptor activity; neuropeptide binding. Lineage: Eukaryota; Metazoa; Chordata; Actinopteri; Cypriniformes; Xenocyprididae. The record is from RefSeq and is a predicted model, not a curated record. Gene Ontology annotation, cellular component: membrane; neuron projection.